UGGUCAACGCCACUAUACUAAUAUAAACAAAUAUUGAUUAUUCGUUUUGGUUUAAUAUAAUUAGAUUGACAACUGCCAACACACAUGGGACAGCUAUUCACAAAUUAUAUUUAUACCCAUUCAAAAAUCCAACACAAAACUCAGAUUUGCAAUUCCCCUGUUUUUCAGAACAGAGGAUAUCAAAGAUGAAGAGCUCCAACAGAAUUUCUGCUCUACUAUGGGCAGACAUAUUGGUGGCAUUUGCACUGUUUGUGAUGCAGGAUUAUUUGACAGAUGUUUGGAACCUAAGCUUCACUCAUGCUGCUGGAAUCUUGAAUAUCUGGAAUGGAUUAUCCCUUAUUUUGCAGCCUUUCUUCCUCAUCCUCGUCGACUGCGUGCUGGGAAAUUUCGCGAUGCUCGUUGUUUCCAGCACGGCUUAUAGUGUGGGGAUCGGUUUGGUAACAAUGUCAACUCCGCCUGUUCUAGGCACGUGCAACCGAUACGAGGAGCAAUGCAUCGGCCACACGCAGAAAGUUCUCUUCUACUCCGGCAUGGCUCUUAUAGCCGUGGGAGUAGCCGGUAACAACGUGUCGGUAAAGCCUUUUCUUGAAGAGCAGGAAGAAAGAGAGGGGGGCCCUAACCUGUAUGUUAAAUUAGUAGGUGCGGUGUUUGUGGUGGUUGUGGCGUUGACCGGAGCCAUUGCGCUUCCCUACAUAAAACCGUGGACCCUCCGGUUUGGGAUUCCUGCAAUUUGUACGGUUGUAGCGACCGUGCUUUUCCUAACCGGUCUGUGCUGUUGGCAUUACACCAACAAUGUUGCGGAUAGGAGCCGGCUCAGGAGCUUAUGCAGAGUGCGCAUGAUACCGAUGCUGACGACCUUCGUAUUCUGCGGCCUUGUCUCGUCGAUUGGGAACACGUACUUUGUGGAGCAGGCCAAGAAUCUGGACCGACAUCUGGGGAAAUGGAAUGUUCCCCCGCAGGUGCUGCUGCUGGUGCAGAAGGGUGUCAGCGCUGCGCUUGAACAUGGAAACGCCGCUGCACCUGCACCAGCACCUGGUAGGGCCCAAACUGGGCGAUAUCAAACUAAUGUGCAGCCAAGGACCACUCCAACGCGUGGUAAAGGGGUUCUUAUGGCUGUUAUGGCUGUAGCGUCUGCGAUUCUGUGCUGCAUAACUGCGGCCAGGAUGGAGUUUAAGAGGAUUGGUGUUGUUGAGAGGCGUGGUUUGUUGGAUGAUGAGGAUGGGGAUGUUCCGAUGAGUAUAUUCUGGCUGAUUUUCCAGUUCAUUUUUCUGGGGUGCCUGGAUAAGUUGUUGGAGAAGAGCGUGGCGAUAUUCAACGAGGUGGAGUUUGGCGAUGACGAGAACGAGGGAAGGUACGCGGAUAAUCUGGCGAAAGGGGUGUCAGGAUUGGGAUACAUGUGCGGUGUGCUAUCGGUUUUUGUGGUGGGAGAAGUGAGUGGAAGAGGAGGGCAUCAGAGCUGGUUUCAGGACACGUUGAACACGAGCCGUUUGGACCGCUAUUACUGGGUGCUCGCGGCUCUAGGGAGUGUCAAUCUACUCCUAUACUCUCUCCUGUCAUGUUUUAAUUGCUAGCAUUUUCCUUAAAUUGAUUUUCUGUUGUUUGGGGUCUGUUAUUCCUAAUGUUCAUUUUUUUUACUUGGAGUGUUUCAAUCUUUCAGCAAGUGUAAGUAAGGUUUAAAAAAGGAAGAUUAUGUGAAUCC
Molecule: messenger RNA, 1699 nt
Organism: Salvia splendens (bonfire salvia)
Lineage: Eukaryota; Viridiplantae; Streptophyta; Magnoliopsida; Lamiales; Lamiaceae
Product: protein NRT1/ PTR FAMILY 5.5
Exons: 2
Coding region: 186-1571 (461 amino acids)
Biological process (GO): transmembrane transport
Cellular component (GO): membrane
Molecular function (GO): transmembrane transporter activity
Source: RefSeq, a predicted model, not a curated record